CUGACUUGAGUUACACAGCAAGUGCGGAGCAGCACACACUCCGAGAAAAAGACGCAGCGGAGCCCUCGUUUCGUCAACAACCACUUCAUCGGGGAGUAAGGACGAAACACUCGCCCUUGACUUUCGUGAUAGUUUCACUUGAUCAUUCUUGUUAAUUUGAUUUUAUUCGUCGUAAAGCAGGACUUGUAAUCAAGCGUCGCGCAGUCGUCCGGUGGAUUUACCAGGAAUAAUUCAUCCUCGUUUCCUGAUUCUUUCUAGUUUUUCGUCCAAAGUCUGAAUCUGAGCGAGAGUAUAAAUACUCCAAGGAAGACAUCGCCUUGACCUCCAGCAAGAAACCAGCAACUCUUAUUCACCGACGACGAGAAGGACCUUUGCUUUAAACAACAGCCCGUUUUAUUCGCUCUUCGAAGAAGCAUUGAAAGGGAUUUUUAAAUCACUUUUUGGAAUCGAAUCUGUUCAUCUUCACCUGUUUAAAAGGAUAUAUUUCAAAAGCUCACCUUUUGGGUUCCACAGAAGUGAGAAAGUCGAAGGAGCUUGGGAUAACAUCAGGGUUUCAGAAGCAGCCCCUUAACUAUGGAAUUUCAGAACUACUGAGGGCACGUUCACAAAAGGAGGGAACAGGGGCCGGCAUUGCAAACAAAAGGAAAGGAUUGAGCUUUUCAAAAGAGGAUCAGUUCUUUCGGACUCAGUGGGGUGCAUGCUGCCCCCUCAACUGGACGUCCUCUUUUGUGCGAGUGAUAGAAAAUAAAAGCAGGCAUGCGCAAUAAACCGAGAGAGUUCCGGGAUGUGGGAUGCCCCAUGCUGGGGCACAGGACUCUUGUGGUGCUACUGGCCAUAAUAAUGCUGUUGGUACCGGAAAUGCAGGCAUCCUGGGACCAGAAUCCAAUGGAAGUUCCAGGGGACGUACGACAACUUGAGGCAUCUAUGCAGUCAGCGGUUCUGUCAGACCUCCUUGAGUCGGAAGCAGCGGCUGCGGCAAUGUCACAGCACAAUGGCUUGCCAGACUCCUCGGCAGUGGUUGGCAGGGUGUUCCAAAUGCGGGUGCCCACCAAAGCCAAGGACUCCAAGAGCAUUGUAAAGAUCACAGAAGCAAGCAAAGAUGCGCUCCCAGCAUGGUUGCAUUGGGAUCCGGAGAGCGGCACACUUCAAGGCCUUCCUUUAGAGACCGAUAAGGGUGUUCACUACAUAUCUGUUUCUGUUUCCAAUGAGAGCCAAGUUUCACAAAGCCCAGAUGUGUUCUCCAUUGAGGUGCACCCAGAGGAGCAUGCUGAUAUGGACCCUUUUCAGCUUGCAGUCCAAUCAGCCAGCAAUUAUGUCCAACCUUUUAUCUGUGGCAUUGAGGAUCCUGUAACAGUACUCACCGUUAUACUGGAUGCUGACCUCACAAAGAUGAGUUCCAAGCAGAGGGUGGAGCUACUUGCCAACAUGAAAAAAUUCUCUGGAAUGCGGCUUCAGCACAUGAAGAUUUUGCCUGUGGUAAACAACCGUUUAUUCGACAUGUCUGCUUUCAUGGCAGGACCGGGCAAUGCCAAAAAAGUGGUUGAAAAUGGUGCCCUUUUGUCCUGGAAACUUGGCUGCAGUCUCGAUCAAAGCAGCAUUCCUGAUAUCAGUAGUGUUCAGGUCCCAGCAAAAGAGGGGACCAUGUCUGCACAGUUAGGAUAUCCAGUGGUUGGAUGGCACAUUGCUAACAAGAAGCCCCAUGUGCCCAAAAGGGUGCGAAGGCAGCUUAACAACACCCCCACACCCAUUCCUUCAUUACUCCCCCCAACAUCUUACCCUGAGCCCCCCAUUCGUAUUGUUCCCACACCAACCUCACCUUCUAUAGCUCCUACCUCAGAUAGUUCUGCCCCACCUGUUCGUGGUCCUGUGCCACUACCUGUGAAACCCACCAUUCGAACACAAAAUCCAAUUGCCUACACUCCAACCUUAGGCCCACCUCAGCCUACGAGAAUAAUGGAAACCACCAGCACUAUUGCCAUCCAGCCCACUAUUACCAGGCCCGUUUAUGUUGGGCCCUCUGUGACCCCAGCAACACCCACCACCAGGAAACCAACAAGGAGACCUGGAAAGAAACAAAAGACAACCCCUAUACCAAGAGAACCUAAGACCACUACAACCAAGCCACCAAGACGCACCACACCCUCAGUUGUCCUGCCCGAUGGCAAUAGUAAACCCCAGUUGCGUAACCCAGUUGAUCAGGUAAAUGCCUAUGUUGGCACAUACUUUGAGGUGAAGGUUCCAUCGGAUACGUUUUUCGACAAAGAGGAUGGUACUACAGAUAAGUUGAGGCUAACUCUGCGAAAGGGCAAUGAUGUUGUUGCGGAUGAUUCUUGGAUACAGUUCAAUAGUACAAGCCAGUUACUCUAUGGAUUACCGGACCAGGAACAUGAAGGAAAACAUGAGUAUUUCAUGCAGGCAACUGACAAAGGAGGUCUCUAUGCAAUUGAUGCAUUUGAGGUCCGUGUCAAUCGCUGGGGAAACAACGUUAAGGCACCAGUGCUGUUUACAGUCGUAUUUGAUGGGGAUGCACGUACAGUGACCAGUGACAUUCACAAGAAGAUCCUUCUUGUCAAGAAACUGGCCCAAUCAUUUGGUGAUCGUAACAGCAGCACUGUUACGCUGAAGAACAUCCUCAAGGGCUCCAUCAUAGUGGAAUGGACUAACAACAGCCUUCAGCAAAGCCCCUGUCCGAAAGAACAAAUACAGCAUUUAAGCAAAAGGAUCUCUGAUCAUGAGGGUAGACCCUCUUCACAGUUCAGAUAUGUCAUGGAACCAGACUUCAAGCCCUCAAAUGUCACAGUCAAAGGCACAGGAACAUGCCGUAACUACAUGUUUGUCCCGGUCGGUGAGAUUCCAGAUGCAACCACUUCGCCUGUUACUCCCGCCGUGGGUGCCGGAAGACAGAGCACGGAUGAUGUGUACCUUCACACAGUCAUACCUGCUGUGGUUGUGGCAGCUAUUUUGCUGAUAGCAGGAAUAAUUGCGAUGAUCUGCUACCGCAAGAAACGCAAGGGCAAGCUGACUAUCGAAGACCAGGCAACUUUCAUCAAGAAAGGAGUCCCCAUCAUUUUUGCAGAUGAGCUUGAUGACUCCAAGCCACCCCCUUCUUCCAGCAUGCCUCUUAUCCUUCAGGAGGAAAAACCUCCUCUUCCACCUCCAGAGUAUCCCAACAUGGCUAGUCCAGAAACAACACCUCUUAACCAGGACCUUUUGGGAGAGUACACACCUCUACAUGAUGAGGAUCCUAAUGCCCCUCCUUACCAUCCUCCACCACCCUUCACUGUCCCAAUGGAGGGUAAAGGAUCCCGCCCUAAGAACAUGACCCCCUACAGAUCCCCACCCCCUUACGUGCCACCCUAAUGUUUGCAGAACCCUCCGGAGCAGGAGGAUCAGAAACUUUCAUAGUUCCACACCAAUAUUGUCUCUUUGCAUUACUGGAUUUUUAGAAGUGGGACACUGCAAAUCAGGGUUUGGGGUUUGAAUGUGAUGGGAUGUUUUUGUUAAACAUGACACUUGAAGAAGUGAUGGGGUGGGGGGGGUGGUUGGAAGUGGAUAGCCUGCAAAGAACAGAAAUAACAACCUCAGCCUCUGACUACUUUGGUUAUUGCUAAACUGCUGGGUAUGUACCCUCCGAUCCUGGCACUUUUGUGUCUAGAUGGGCUUUUCGACUAAUUAUUGUUUUAUUUAAUGUUUUUUGUUAUAUCUUUUUUUUUUUUUUCUUCAGACUCAAAAUCAAACUUGUUGCCUAACAGCACUCUUUCUAUCUCCUGAAUUCAUUAAUCUUGAAUAAUAUAAGUGGACAAUAAAGCUGACUGUGGGUGCAAAAGGUUUAAUAGAGAAAUUCAAUAACAGGUGUGGAAUAAAAGAAUGGCCUUGAGAGACUUGGACAGCCAUGCAGACAGUUUUGUGGGAUGUCGAUUCAUUAUGGUUUUGCCUUUUAACAUGAAAGUAAACUCUUUUUUUUAUUGUUCUUCACAUGUCUAGUUAAAAUCAGUACAUAAAGAGGUAGCCAAAACGAAAGAUUUGUUUAAUCCACUGUAUAUUUAAAAGUUUGUUAUGCCUAGAUCAACUUCAUUAAUUUUUAUUAUAAAUAUAUAUUUUUUACUUUUAAGUAUUACACUGAAACAAACUAUUUUCCACCCCUCAAUCAUGAAAAUAAAAAUAUUUACUCACCGCA
This is a messenger RNA of Myxocyprinus asiaticus (Chinese sucker), 4177 nucleotides long. RefSeq names its product dystroglycan 1-like. Gene Ontology annotation, biological process: axon guidance; nerve development; muscle attachment. The coding region runs from base 757 to 3360 and encodes 867 amino acids. The transcript is spliced from 4 exons. Gene Ontology annotation, molecular function: laminin binding; calcium ion binding. The record is from RefSeq and is a predicted model, not a curated record. Gene Ontology annotation, cellular component: dystrophin-associated glycoprotein complex; sarcolemma; dystroglycan complex. NCBI's taxonomy places the organism in Eukaryota, Metazoa, Chordata, Actinopteri, Cypriniformes, Catostomidae.